Molecule: messenger RNA, 2998 nt
Organism: Toxotes jaculatrix (banded archerfish)
Lineage: Eukaryota; Metazoa; Chordata; Actinopteri; Toxotidae
Product: methylcrotonoyl-coenzyme A carboxylase 2
Exons: 13
Coding region: 118-1953 (611 amino acids)
Biological process (GO): L-leucine catabolic process
Cellular component (GO): methylcrotonoyl-CoA carboxylase complex; mitochondrion
Molecular function (GO): methylcrotonoyl-CoA carboxylase activity
Source: RefSeq, a predicted model, not a curated record
AGAAUUUCCUCUGGCGAUUCUGACCGAGGAGCGAUGGAGUUGUUCUUUUCUGGGCAUUUAAGCUUCUAAAGUUGUGUAAUUAGCUGCAUUUUAUUAGCUGCACAGACACAAACAGAUAUGUACCGCUGCAUGACAAGGAGUGUGUGUAGUGGAGGAAGAGUGUGUACUGCCCUGGUGCCUCCUUACACCCAGUCACCAUCUUGGAUAUUGAGAAACACAACAGAGGAGAGACAGCACAGGUUGGCUGAGCAGCGAUGGAAGUGUUCAGUCCGCUGUAUGAGCUCUGCAGCCAAGAAGAGGAGGUCUCUGCACAGUGCCUUCCCGGUGCUGGAGCAGCCUCUCCAGCCCAUCCACCAACAUGUAUAUGAAGCCAACCUCCGAAACAGCAGUGCCUGCCAUAAGAAGUUCAUAGAGUUGAGUGAGAAGGUGAGGAAAGGUGGAGGUGAGAGUGGCAUCGCCAGACACACAAAGAGGAACAGGAAGUUGCUGGUUAGGGACCGUCUGCGCCUCCUGCUGGAUGAUGAGGACUUUCUGGAGCUGUCGCCAUUCGCGGGUCUGGGUCUUCCCUAUGGGGACAUCCCUUCAGCUGGCUGCCUGACUGGUAUUGGCAGGAUCAGUGGUCUGUGGUGUGUGUUCAUUGCUAAUGAUGCUACAGUGAAAGGCGGCACAGCGUAUCCAAUCACAGUGAAGAAGCAACUAAGAGCGCAAGAAGUGGCGAUUCAGAACCGCCUGCCGUGUGUCUACCUGGUCGAUUCUGGAGGAGCUUUCCUACCACUGCAGUCAGAGAUCUUUCCGGAUAAGAACCAGGGAGGAAGGACGUUCUAUAAUGAAGCCAUCAUGUCUGCUAUGAAGAUCCCACAGGUGUCAGUGGUGUGUGGGUCAUGCACGGCGGGUGGAGCUUACAUCCCAACGAUGGCAGAAGAGGCAGUGAUGGUGCACCGGAUAGGGACGAUAUUCCUGGGGGGACCGCCACUUGUCAAGGCCGCCACAGGGGAGGAAGUGACACCAGAGGACCUGGGAGGAGCCAGGCUUCAUGCUGAGGUGAGUGGCUGUGUGGAUCAUUUUGCCUGGGAAGAAAAGGAGGCCUACGAUUACACUAGAAACAUCAUUUCAACCCUCAACUUUCAACUGCCAGAGGAGGAGGAGGAGGAUGAGGAGAAGAUGAGGAAAAGGAAAGGAGAGGAGGAUCCAUUGUAUAGUCCAGAGGAGCUCCUGGGUCUCGCUCCACAGAGUUAUAACUACAGUCUGGAUGUUAAGAUGGUCAUCAGUCGCCUGACAGACGGGAGCCGCUUCCAGGAGUUUAAAGCUCGUUAUGGAACCACACUGAUCACUGGUUUUGCAAAGAUACAUGGUCACCUAGUGGGAAUAGUAGCCAACAAUGGAGAGCUGUCAUACCAGGCCGCGCUGAAAGGAAGUCAUUUCAUCCAGUUAUGUGACCAGAGAGACGUCCCACUCCUCUUCCUCCAGAACACAGCACCCACAGCAGCACUAACACUCUCCAUAACUCAGGCAGAGAUGAACAGUAAUCGUCUGAAGGCUCAGGGUUCAAUGCUGUCAGCAGUGGCGUGCGCCUCAGUCCCCAAAAUCACGGUGGUGAUUGGUGGCUGCCAUGGUGCCGACAGCUACACCAUGUGUGGACGGGCGUUUGACCCUAACUUCCUGUUCCUGUGGCCCAACGCCAGAGUGUCGAUGACGGCUCCGGGUCACGCUGGCUCUCUGCUUCCUCCUGACAGUGAGCAGGAGGAAGAGCAGAAGAAGAAACAGGAGGACAACUUUAACAGGAGAUUAAAAGAAGAGAGCCCAGCUUUCUUCUCCUCUGGCAGGCUCUGGGACGAUGGAGUCAUUUUGCCCCAGGACACCAGGAGGGUUCUGAGAGACUGCCUGGACAUCAUCAAACAGCAGCAGUAUCAGCUUUCCACAGAAAAACUACGCUCAGCACUUCUUCGUAUGUAGAGGCAUCUGUCCUCGCUCCUCACUUUCUAUGGACACUACAAACAUCUGUCCAUCAAUUAGGUUUAACUGGUGUUUUUCAUUCUGUCUGGCUGCUGUUGCCCAUUGGUCUCCUUUCCCUGUGUGGGAAAGAGGUUUCACACUGAGCUCUGGCCUGUAUACAGUAUGACUGGGAAUUGUAGGCAAUGGUGGGAUUAUUAUUAUUUUAUUACUUUGAUUAUUACAAUCAAAGUGAAGAAAGAGGAAUUAUAGUUGUUCUUGAAGACAAUCUUCACACUUUAAGUAGCACAAAUUUAGUACAGUGGUUCGACGUGUUGAAUACUGAUGUGUACCAACAGCUGAUACAGAGAUGACCUCAUUACCAAUCCUCUAAUGUCAUAUUUGGGAAGGUGACUAAUGGAUCAAACAUCCUGGUUUUAGUUCUCAGAUAUUCAGUUUGAACCACAAUAAUAAUGAUCUAGUCUCUUGGACUGGGAAGAGUUUAUACAAGACAGUGAACAUAAUGAAUCUUUUAUCUGAUAAUUGAAUGUUUCUGUUCCUGUUAUCUCCAGAAACAAAUGCCUACCUCUGUGCACGCAGACGUGUUGUUUCCAUAAAAGGCAACACUCUUCUAGUUUUCAGGAACAUCAGGACAUUCACAGAUCAGUCAACACUGUUUGACUGAAAGAUGAAAGUCCACAGUUGUCAUCUGGGUUUUACUUUUAGGAGCCCACAGGUCCGUUUUUGCCUUAACUCAGUUCAGGAGAAAUUUUGUUUGAUAUACGUGUAUUUUUUUUAACAGAUUAUCAGGCGACAAAAAACUAAAAUCUGACGUCCAAAAGCACCUUACAGGAGCUUUAUGUACAGAUCAUACCUGUGGCAAUGUUUGUCAAAAAUACUACGUUGUAAGAAAUUGUGCUCUGUAAUUACAAAUGUAAAUUAAUCACUGUUGUGUAGUUUCUUUUUAAUUUGUAUUAAAGAAAAUUAAAAAAUGUAAAUACAUUUUUAAAUUGCAAAAAUAGCGUGUUUGUUUUAAUUCUAGCUCUUCUUUUAUAUUGAUGCUUUAGAA